Saxophila tyrrhenica is the source of this 1296-nucleotide messenger RNA. RefSeq lists its product as uncharacterized. Gene Ontology annotation, cellular component: cytoplasm. Bases 1 to 1296 code for a protein of 431 amino acids. The transcript is spliced from 2 exons. Lineage: Eukaryota; Fungi; Ascomycota; Dothideomycetes; Mycosphaerellales; Extremaceae. The record is from RefSeq and is a predicted model, not a curated record.
AUGGACAUCUACGACCACAUCGAAGAAUCCGCCCUCUCCCCCUCCGACGACAAACCCUCCACCAACUCCACCGAUCCCUCCUCCCAACCGCCAAACCUUCUCCGCAACGAUCUCGAAUCUGCCAUCCGCACCGUCCAGUCCAGCCAAUGGGGCAGCACGCUCAACUCCUGGUUCAGCACCGCCCGCCAGCAAGGCACGAGCUUCUACGCCGAUUUACAGAAAGAAGCUACUGAAGCGCAGGAGCAAGCGACGAAAGGCUUCUCGAGCCUGAAAGACCAGGUCGCGCAGCGGACGCGGGGGCUAAGUUUGAACGCGCAGCCGGCGCCUGAAGGAGCGGUGCCGGGGGAGGAAGGGGUGCCGUUGGUGAAGGUCGCGAGUGGAGCGGAGGAGAGCGCGGCUGCGGAGGCGCAGGCGCUGGAGAAGGAGGGGGAGAGCCUGCCGGCUGAUAUUGUCAAGGAGGCGGGGACGUUGGUCGCGAGUCUGCGCUCGACGGCUGCGAGUCGGUUGAAGGAUCUGCAGAAGGCGGAGGAUGCGGCGGACGAGGCGUUGUUGAAGUUCGGCACGAACGUGAGGAAUUUCUUGCGAGAUGCUGUGACCAUCUCCGCGCCGGAGGAGGGGGAGAAAGGGGACGAUGGAGUGAAGAAGGAGGUGUUGUUCGAGACAUCGGAGCCCGGGACGGGGAAGAAGAUUUUCCAUUCGACGAGGUUGGAUGCGCAGUUGCAUGCGAUUCACACUACGCCGGCGUCGUUUACGCAGGAUCCGGCGGAGGGUGAGCAAUGGGAGCAGCGGAAGGAGGGGUUUGAUAUUGAGAUGAAGACGGAGGAGGUGGCGAGGGAUCUGGAGAGGUAUGAGGAGUUGAGACGGGCGAUGGAGAAGUUGGUGCCGGAGAUGGUGGACUAUAAGACUUUCUGGAUGAGGUACUACUUCCUACGGUCGGCUGUAGAAGAGGAGGAGAGGCGGAGGAGGGAGGUGUUGAAGGGCGCCGCUCAAGAAGAAGAAGUCGCAUGGGACGACGAAGACGAGGAUGAACCAGCAGACGCCUCCACUACGCCAUCAGCAGUGAAGAGUAACCACGCAGCUUCAGCGUCCACCUCAACCCUGACACAGCCUGCCAACGACAGCCUGAGGCCUGCGUCGCCACGCCGAAGUCAUGAGGAUGCUAAGAGUGUUGCUGAUUCAGAUGCGAGCUACGAUAUUGUCUCAGGCGCGACGAGCAGAGCAAUGGGCAGCCCGAAGGAGGAGAAGAAGGAGGCUGUGAAGGGUGCAGACGAGAGCGAUGAUGAUGACUGGGAGUAA